Hydra vulgaris (swiftwater hydra) is the source of this 2555-nucleotide messenger RNA. RefSeq names its product villin-1. Gene Ontology annotation, cellular component: cytoplasm; actin cytoskeleton. Lineage: Eukaryota; Metazoa; Cnidaria; Hydrozoa; Anthoathecata; Hydridae. Gene Ontology annotation, molecular function: actin filament binding; phosphatidylinositol-4,5-bisphosphate binding. Gene Ontology annotation, biological process: actin polymerization or depolymerization; barbed-end actin filament capping; actin filament severing. The record is from RefSeq and is a predicted model, not a curated record.
UAAAAAAAAUUCUAUCUUGUAAUAAAGAACCCAGUGGCACCGUGAAAACAGUAACAAUAAAAGGAUAAUAGAAUGUUAAUUUCAGGAAAAUAUGCUGAAGAAUGCUUUAAUAAUAUCGGAAACAAGACUGGAGUGAAAACAUGGAGAAUACAGAAUGAAAGACUCAUAAUUCAAUUAAAAAGAAAUUUCGGGACAUUUCACGAUGCCGAAAUUUACAUAUUAUUACAGACAUCAAAAGAAGAUAGCAUCGUAAAGCGAUCACUGUAUCUUUGGAUUGGUUCGCAAUCAACCAAUAAUGAUCAAGAAGAAGCAAUUAAAAUAUUUACAAAAGCUGAAAGUUAUGUUGGCAGAGCAAAUGUUUAUAUACAUUUUCAGAACAAUGAAUCAUGUUAUUUUAUGGAUAUGUUUCCAAAUGGCAUAAAAUACUUGAUAGGAUACGCUGAUUCAUUUCGACAUUUUGAAAAUGGUCAAUAUGUAAAAAGAUUGUUUCAUGUUAAAGGCAAACGAAAUAUUAGAAUUGAACAGGUACCUUGUUCAUACCAUUCAAUGAGUGAUGGAAACACAUUUAUUUUGGAUGAUGAAUGGAUGAUUUACUGUUGGAAUGGAAGAGAAAGCAAUAAAAUUGAAAAAAUAAGGUCAUUGCAAACAGCUCAAAUGAUAAGAGAUCAAUUCUGCUAUGGCAAAGCAAAGAUAAUUAUUGCAGAUGCAGGAAUCGACGAAAAAGAAGAAAUUCAAUUUUUCGAAGCGCUUGGUGAAAAAGGUCCUAUUAAACCUAAAACACAAAAAAAUGAACAAAAAGUUGAUUCUCAUCCAAAACUUUAUAGAAUCACCAAGAAGCCAUCAGACAUAACAACAAUACCACUUCACCACAGCUUACUAAAUUCUGCAGAUUGCUACAUAUUAGAUUUAGAUAGCUUUGGAUUGUUUGGAUGGAUUGGAGCAACAGCAAAGCAAAAAAUUACAGCCUAUGUUUUUAAUUUUGCAAAAGAAAACAAUUACCCAAAAAAUACAAGAAUUCACAUUAUGCACGAAGGCAAUGAACUGAAACAGUUUACAGAUUUUUUUCUAGGAUGGAGAUAUAGAACCAAUCAACAAAUUUCAGAAAGAAUAGGUAAUGAUUUAGUCAAUGAUCAUAUUAAUAGCAUGGUUGAUGACGCAUCUGGACCAAUCAAGAUUUGGAGAGUUAAAGAUUUCCGAAGAGUUCCAUGGCCAACGCAAAACUAUGGCAUCUUCUAUGACACUGAAUGUUAUAUUGUUUAUUAUAAGAGUAAUAACACACCUCAACAAAUAAUAUACAUAUGGCAGGGUAAAAGCAGCAAAGAAAAGGAUAAAGCAGACACUUUUCAUUUUGCCCAAGAGCUAGAUGAUGCAUUAAAUGGAUGUGCAACACUAAUAUCUGUGGUGAACACAAAGGAGCCAGAACACUUCAUUCGCAUCUUUAAAGGAAAACUAACCAUUUUAUUUGAAAACACACAGGAUUUUAAUGAUGCAAAAAAUGUCGUCAGCAAAGCAAAAAAUAAACUUUUUAAUACAAAUAACAAAAUUUCCUUUUACCAUAUCAAGGGAACUAUACCAUACAACACUUUAGUGAGACAGAUACCACCUAAUGGAUCACUUCUUCAUUCUGAUAAUAUAUUUUUGUUGCAUCUUGGGAAAAAAAAUUAUGUGUGGGAAGGAAAGCUUGCAAGUGAGCUUGAAAAAGAUUAUGGAGAAUUAGUUGCAGAUCGAAUUGCACCUAAUGGGGAUCUCAUCAUUAUUCAAGAAGGAUUUGAACCAAAAGAAUUUUGGAAGGCUUUAGGUGGAAUGCAAAAGUAUAACUUACAAAAACGAGAGGAAGCAAUCAAAAAAAGAGAUGGCUUGAGAUUAUACAAAUAUUCUAACAAGUUACGUAAAUUCAAUGAAAUAUUCCCAUUUGAUCAAAAGGAUCUGAAUGCUGAUGAAGUCAUGAUCUUAGAUCAUUAUAACCAGGUUUUUGUUUGGGUUGGAAAAUUUGCAAAUAGAUUGGAAAAGGAAAGAGCUUGGGAUACAUUAAAGGAAUUCCUAGAAAAUGUGUCAACUGGCAGAAACAUGGCUGAAAUAGGAACCUUUCAAGUCAAACAAGGAUUAGAACCAAAUGGAUUUAUUGAGCUAUUUGAAAGAUGGGAUCCAGAAUUACAGGAUAAAAAAAGUUAUGAAGAGCUAAAAAGAGAAAUUCAAAAAGAAAAUAUAUUCAUAAAGUAUCCUGAGAGAUCACUGACUUCUAGAGCUCCCUCCCUGCAAGUUACGCCAAAAAGUCAGCGUUAUGAAAAACGUCUUCGGUACAGUUACUCAUGUGAAAAUCUAAGAAAUCCCCAAACCUUUAGAACUGAUUUUAUAAAUCAGCGAUGGAAAUAAAUUAUUAAAAACUAUGAAUCUAUCAAGAACAUUAUUUCCAUUACAAAUAUUUUAAUUACAGUUUUAACUUUUCAACUAGCAUAACUUAAAUUUAAAAAAUUUUUAAGUAGCAUAAUUUAUAUCAAAAAUAUUUUCAAUUAGCAUAAUUUUUGACAAAAAUGAUUUUAACUCACAUAAUUCAA